Messenger RNA from Rhinocladiella mackenziei CBS 650.93, 2529 nucleotides. RefSeq lists its product as uncharacterized. Gene Ontology annotation, biological process: xylan catabolic process. Gene Ontology annotation, cellular component: extracellular region. Gene Ontology annotation, molecular function: alpha-glucuronidase activity. The record is from RefSeq and is a predicted model, not a curated record. Bases 1 to 2529 code for a protein of 842 amino acids. NCBI's taxonomy places the organism in Eukaryota, Fungi, Ascomycota, Eurotiomycetes, Chaetothyriales, Herpotrichiellaceae. The transcript has a single exon.
AUGUCCACCAUGAUGCUCACCAUCUUGUUACUGGCCGCGGCUGGUCUCUCUGUUGCAGAGGAUGGUUUGGACGGCUGGUUGCGACAUGCACCACUGCCUUCCACCCUUUCUGAUCAUUCUCCUCCUGCUAAUAUCAUCGCUCUCAACACGACAGCGAAUGGUCCAGUUUCGACUGCCGGAAGAGAACUCCAGAGGGGGAUAAACAGCAUUUUCGGCCAGAAGGUUACCCUCGCUUACAACAAUGGAAAUACGUCGUUGUCAGUUAUUGUUGGUACAUUCGACGAAUUCGCUAAUGUCUACCGCGAUGCGGGAGAAGUCCCCCAACUCGAGGAUGACGGAUUCUGGCUCAACACAACUGGCUCUACAGUCCAGAUCUUAGGUCAAAAUGAGCGUGGUACUCUCUAUGGCGCAUUCGAAUACCUCUCCAUGCUCGCCCAAGGAAACUUCUCCAAGAUCGCCUAUGCCGAUUCCCCAAAGGCCCCGAUCCGCUGGGUCAAUCAGUGGGACAAUCUAGACGGUUCUAUCGAACGCGGUUACGGCGGACCAUCCAUCUUCUUCAAGAACGGGACGGUGGUGAAUGAUCUGGAUCGAGUAUCAGAGUAUGCACGUCUUCUAGCCUCGAUACGCAUCAACGGCAUUAUCGUCAACAACGUCAACGCCAAUGCCUCACUCUUGAGCCCUGUCAAUGUCGACGGCCUAGGAAGAAUAGCGGACACAUUCCGCCCAUACGGCGUUCAAGUGGGCAUCGCCCUCAACUUUGCUUCCCCAACAGCUUCGCUCGUCUACGGUAACCUCAGCACCUUCGACCCUCUCGAUCAAGGCGUAAUCACGUGGUGGACCAAUGUCACAGAUACUCUCUAUCGUCGCGUUCCUGAUAUGGCAGGAUACCUUGUUAAAGCGAACUCGGAAGGCCAACCGGGUCCUUUAACCUACAACCGUACACUUGCUCAAGGAGCGAACCUGUUUGCCCGUGCCCUUCAACCGCAUGGUGGGAUCCUGAUGUUCCGAGCCUUCGUCUAUGACAAUCACAUCCACGAGACGGACUGGAAAGCAGACAGGGCGAAUGCUGCCGUUGACUUCUUCCGCGGUCUCGAUGGCAAGUUUGACGACAAUGUCGUUAUCCAGAUCAAAUACGGCCCUAUUGACUUCCAAGUUCGCGAGCCUGCUUCGCCUUUGUUGGCGUAUUUGCAAAAUACGAGCACGGCGAUUGAGUUAGAAGUCACACAAGAAUACCUGGGUCAGCAAUGCCAUCUAGUUUACUUGCCCCCCUUGUGGAAGACAGUUCUGGACUUUGACAUGCGAGCGCACCACGCUCCGUCUCGGGUCCGCGACAUCAUCUCCGGAAAGCGUUUCAAUCGACCUUUGGGCGGCUCUGCCGCUGUCGUCAACGUUGGAACCAACACGACCUGGCUGGGCAGCCACCUUGCCAUGUCAAAUCUAUACGCCUACGGUCGUCUUGCCUGGAACGCGGCCGAGGAUCCGCAAAGCAUGUUGCAAGACUGGAUCCGGUUGACUUUUGGUUUGGAUCCAACCGUCAUGAAAACAAUCACCGACAUGUCCAUGGCCUCGUGGCCGGCGUACGAGAACUACAGCGGCAACCUCGGUAUCCAGACCCUGACCGACAUUCUAUAUACGCAUUUCGGUCCGAACCCGGCUUCCCAGGACAACAACGGCUGGGGCCAAUGGACCAGGGCCGACCGGGAUACCAUCGGGAUGGAUCGAACCGUGUCCAACGGAACGGGCUUCUCAGGUCAAUAUCCCGCCGAAGUAGCAGAAAUAUACGAGAGCAUCUCGACCACGCCCGACAAUUUACUCCUGUGGUUUCAUCACGUCAACUACACUCACCGCCUCCACUCGGGCAAGACAGUAAUUCAACAUUUCUACGAUGCACACUACGCUGGUGCGGAGACGGCCCAAACAUUUGUCUCACAAUGGGAAACACUGAGAGGGAAAAUCGACCAGCAAAGGUACGACGAAAUCCAUUUCCGCCUGGUAUUCCAAGCGGCCCACUCCAUCGUCUGGCGCGACGCCGUCAACGGCUUCUACUAUAACUUGUCCGGGAUUCCAGACUCAGCAGGCCGCGUGGGCCAUCAUCCCUGGCGCAUCGAGGCCGAAAGCAUGGCGCUCGACGGCUACGAGACAUACACCGUGAGUCCGUUCGAAACGGCCUCGAAGACGACCGCGAUUGUGACUUCUGCCAACUCCACGACUGGCACUGCAAUGACGACGCUCGCAUUCCCCAACGGUACUUACGAUCUCGCUGUCAACUACUACGACCUGAUCGGCGGCAUAUCCCGGUGGGAAGUGUCUCUCAACGACCGCGCGGUGGGUAGCUGGGUUGGAAACAAUGAAGAUACACUGGGCCAUGCACCGUCGACAUAUCUGGAUGGCCAUUCGGCUACGAGAAUCACAUUUCGCAACGUCACCGUUCACAAGGGCGAUGUGUUGAAGAUCGUAGGUACACCAGAUGGCAUUGAGCCGGCGCCACUGGACUAUGUGUCCAUCUUGCCGAUAGGUGUGGUUGACUAG